Messenger RNA from Adineta steineri, 1113 nucleotides. The record is from the annotation of a GenBank genome assembly. NCBI's taxonomy places the organism in Eukaryota, Metazoa, Rotifera, Eurotatoria, Adinetida, Adinetidae.
AUGGAUGGUGAUUUAAAGUAUACAUUAUCUAUUGUAACACUUAAUCUCAAUCGUAUUGUACCUAUAUUACAAAUUAUUCUUGGAACAUUUGGUAAUGUUAUCAAUAUUUUGAUUUUCAGUCGUCGUUCUUUACGAAAGAAUCCAUGUUCAAUCUAUUUUUUGGCUUUAUCUAUCAAUAAUAUAUUUGCUUUAUAUGUAGCAUUACUUACACGUCUUCUUUCCAGUGGUUGGCAAAUCGAUCCAUCAAAUACAAACAAUAUUCUAUGUAAAUUACGUAUUUUUUUCUCUUAUGUUUCAUUGUGUCUGACACAAUGGUUCAUAGUUCUUGCAAGUAUUGAUCGAUUUCUUUCCAGUUGCCGAACUGUUCGUUAUCGUCAAUUUAGUAAUAAAUCCAUAACACGAAAAGGAACUAUAUUUAUAAUUAUAUUCAUUGCAUCAAUCCAUUUUCAUGUUCUUAUUUGGUUCCAAUCUGCACCUAUUGGUAGAACACUAACAUGUAAUAUAUUUGAUAAAAAUUAUCAAUUAUUUUUUACAAUAUUCACACUUGUUUUCACUUCUCUUUUACCACCAUUCUUUAUGAUUAUUUUUGGUUUACAAACAAUUUUUAAUGUUCGAAAACUUCGAAGACAAGUUGCACCACAAACAAACAAUACAAGAACUGACCGUUUACGUUCAAAAGAUCGUCAAAUGAUUAGAAUGCUUUUAUUUCAAGUUCUUCUUACAAUUAUUUGUACAACUCCAUUUACCACUAUCAAUUUAUAUAGUGCAAUCGGUACUAACAUUAUAUUAAGUUCAACUGGAACAAUUAUUUAUAAUUUUUGUGCUAAUGUAUUUCGAUUAUUGAAUUAUUGUAUUCCAGUAAUAGGAUUUUAUAUUUACACAUUAGCGAGUCGAACAUUUCGUUCGGAAAUCAAACAUAUAUUAAGAGAAUUUAUAAAGCGAAUUGGUCUUGUCCAAUGUUUACCAGAAAAUGUUCAAACAUUAGUAAACGAACAAUCGGGAUCAUUAGCAUCAGGUGGAAAUACUUUUUCUAGAAGAAAAACUGGAAAUCAUCGAAGUACAAAUCAAACAAGUAAAUAUUUAUAUCAUCCUUUUUUUGAAAAAUCAGCGUGA